CCACUUCCGGUUGAACAUUCCUUCUUCCGCUCUGUCGUCAAAGACGCAUUGAAACGAAAGCAAGCAAUACUUCUUUCAAUACGGUUACAUGUUUUAGAUUCUCGAUAUGUGUUAUCUGAAUACAUAUACGUAGGAGUAUUCGCCCCAACACAUGUAUGUAUCGGUAAGACAAAAAAGAAGAAGGGAAAUAAGAACAGCAUGAAUAUGAACGAGCCAAGUCCUGAAAGACAAAAUGCAAUCAACCGAAGUAUAGAUGAGGGGGUUCGGCAGGUGAUUGACAGCUUCGUGAACAAGUCACAGGAGACAACCGAAGCGCUGGUCAACUCGUUUACAUAUCUCACAAUCGAUCAUGUACUUGAAGCUGAAUCCAAGAAGAAGGCAACUGUCUCUCCUGUUGUAAGCAAUAUGGAGAAACCUGUCUGCCUUUCCUCAGUGAAGGAGAUAACAGAGGCGACUCCAUCAACAAAACAUUAUACUCAGACAGAUGACGACGGUGUAGAAGAACAGGCUCUGGAUGAGGGAACCAAGUCUGGCACGAUGACUGCUGGAGCUGUGCACCGAGGCAGCAGACCACAGAGAAAAUUUGACAACUUUGUUGAUGAUGUUGGUAGUGAUGAUGGUGAUGAUGAUGUAUCAGUUGGAGGAUACAGUGCAAGCUUUGCAGAGACAGGUAAAUGUGGCAGUGAAGGAGGGGAGAUAACCCAGUCUAAGGAAGAGUUCUUGUUGAAGGAGCAGCAGUUGCCCCAUGCAACACAGCCAGCUGCUGAGUGUGACCUCAGUAUGUUGGUGGAUCAGCAGUACGAUGCAGACAGUGUUGAUAAUGAUGAUGAUGAUGUUUCUGCUCAGCUUAACCCUGGUGAGGUUGACGUCCUCCCUGACAAUGUUCCCACGGAGUUGGACCUGCUUCGGGUCACAAGUCUAGAGCUGACCACGACACGGAAAACCAGCAGCGAGGACACACCACAAAUGACCGAGUCAGAGGAUCAGGUGUGUUCGGACCAGGUGGAGGCCUUCUGUCUGGACGAGGACUUCGACUACGACAAUGUCAAGCUGACCCCCAAGUUUACACCUCAAGAGUGGCAGUAUCUACAGACUUUCAUACCUACAGAUAGUAAACCCAGCUGAUAGCUAGAGAUUGACUAAGAAUUGCAAUAAGUGUGUAAAUAUUCAUGUAGAAAGAGCAGUAAAAAUCAUGUGUACAUUUGUUUAAUAAAUCAUGUUUUAUU
Molecule: messenger RNA, 1226 nt
Organism: Haliotis rufescens (red abalone)
Lineage: Eukaryota; Metazoa; Mollusca; Gastropoda; Lepetellida; Haliotidae
Exons: 6
Coding region: 199-1125 (308 amino acids)
Biological process (GO): spermatogenesis; acrosome reaction
Cellular component (GO): 9+0 non-motile cilium; cytosol
Molecular function (GO): intraciliary transport particle A binding
Source: RefSeq, a predicted model, not a curated record